CGGCCGAGCCGCCACCGCCCGCCAGUCUUUCAGCCCCUGCACCCUUGAGAUGGAGAAAUAGCUGCUGUGUGCCAGGCACGCCACCUCUCCCCCAUCAGCCCUGGGAGGUGGGCACUGUUAGGCCCCUUGGACAUUCAUCCGUUCCACAACAUUUACUGAGCACCCGCUGUGUGCCCAGCACCAUUCCAGGUUUGGGGACAUAGCAGGGAGCCUGCAGCCUGGGCCCUCCGGAAGCCCACCUUCUGGAGGGCACCAAGGCUCAGAGCGUGGCCCUGGUGGCUGGGAUUCAAGCCCAGGUCUGAGGCUUAGUCCUCUGCUGUCCCGGAUGCAGCACACUGUCUCCCAACCACCCAGUGAUUCUCUUAGUCCAAGCCUCAUCACACCCCCGGGAUGGGACAGGGCAGGCACCAGGCAACUGCAAGGCCCAAAGAGACCUUACAACUUGCUCAAGGUGGCCGAGCCUAUCUCCUGGAGGAUAGGCCUAGCUGCCAGGCUUGUCCAGACCAGGGUCAGAAUCCAUUCACAACGAGCCUCCCAGCAGUCCCCAUGGGAAUCGGCCGGCCUUAGAAAGGGGGAGGGGUAUUAGAUUUUAUCCAAAGAAAGCAUUUCCACGACUCAAAACGUCUGACAAAAGGGCACCAGCUUUUCCCUGCUAAUGCCUAGCACAGGGCUGGGUGCACAGCAGGUCUCCGAGGCCGAUGUGGGGAUGACGGUGAGACAGAAUCACCUCCAUGUGUAGAUAUCAGCAAACUCCAUGCUGGCAGUUGGGUCACUGAGGCCCAGAGAGAAAUGAGCAACCCGAGUGAUUGCUGGGUUCAUUCGUUCAUCUAUUCUUCAGUCAACAAACAUUCACUGAGCAGUGACUGUGUGCCAGGCACUGUUUUAGGUGCUGGGGUUGCCUUGAUGCACAAACAGACAAAAAAACUGUGCCCCUGUGAAUCAAGCUAAGGUGGACCCCAGCGUGGGAUGGGGGGUCAGUAAUCCAGCCAGCAGGACAUUGCCUCCUGCCCCCCUUGGGGGCACGACUCAAAACAGUCUGCAAAGCACGCCCACCUACAUGCUCCCAGUGACAAGCCUUCACCCCCAACUCCUUCCUCUCCUGGUCCCUUGGACAGUAUGUGCCCUGAACAUAAUCCAGGUUGGGAGAGUGGGGGCCCUACAUCCUUGGGUGACUUCAUGUGCCCCUUGCCCACUCUGCCCAAGACCCACCACUUCUGCCCCCUCAGCUCUCCCUGGAUCCACUGAGUCCCGAGUGGGACUGCCCCCUGGGCUCCAAGGACCUGGAGGAAGAGGAGGGCCCACGGGGAGGGGGCUCUGGCCUGCCGCCCACAGGCUGCCUCCCUGGCUCCUGGCGCCAGGACGUGGGCCUGGACUGCAAGGGCUCCCCUGAAGGGGCCGAGGCCCGGGCCUGGACUGUCUACUACUACAGCCUCCUGCAGAGCUGUCUGCAGCAAGCUGGCCUUCCGGAGACCCAGGACCGCAGCCAGGUGCCCCGCACAGGCUGUCCUGGGGCAGAGGUGACCUUGUGCAUUCUGGGAUCCCCGAGCACCUUUCUGUCAGUGCUGCUGGAGGGUGGGGUCCAGAGCCCGGGAAACAUGCUCCUUUGCCUGUCCCCUGCUUGGCUGAUGAAGGUGCCAGCACCCGGGCAGCCGGGUGAGGCAGCCCUGCUGGUCUCCAAGGCUGUGAGCUUCCACCCAGGGGGCAUGACAUUCCUGGAUGACUUUGUCCCCCCACGCCGUGCCACCUACUUUCUGGCGGGCGUCGGGCAGGGGCCUGGCUGGGGCCGGGAGGCAGCAGAGCUUGCCCGCGACCUGACCUGCCCCACAGGAGCUUCGGCCGAGCUGGCCCGGCUGCUGGAGGACCGGCUGCUGACGAGGCGGUUGCUGGCCCAGCAGGGCGGUGUGGCCGUGCCAGCUACCCUGGCUCUCACCUACAAGCCGCCGGGGCUGCUUCGGGGAGGGGAUGCCAGCCCAGGCCUACGGCUGGUGGAGCUGAGUGGCAAAGAGGGCCAGGAAACACUGGUGAAAGAGGAAGUAGGGGCCUUUCUGCACUCCGAGGCCCUGGGUGAUGUCCUGCAGGUGGCUGUGAAGCUCAGUGGCUGGCGUUGGCGGGGCCGGCAGGCAUUGCGUCUGCACCAACGGGUAGAGCUGGACGCAGUGGUGGACACAGUGCUGGCGCUGCUGGAGAAGCUGGAAGAGGAGGAGAGUGUCCUGGUGGAGGCUGUGUGCCCACCUCCCCGGCUGCCCUUCCCAGGCAGCCCCUCACCUGGCCCUGAGCUGGCUGUACGUAUCUGUGCUGUGGUGUGUCGGACACAGGGGGACAGGCCCCUGCUAAGCAAGGUGGUGUGCGGCGUGGGCCGCGGGGAUAGGCCUCUGCGGCAUCAGAACUCCCUGCCGUGGACGCUGGAGGUGGCGCUGGCCCAGUGCGGCCUGGGCGAGGCGACGCAGGUGGCGGUCGUGCGGCAGCGCAUCAAGGCGGCGGCCGAGGCCGCUCUGGCCGCUGUGCUGGCCCUGGAGGCCGGCCUGAGUGCCGAGCAGCGAGGUGGGCGCUGGGCCCACACUGACUUCCUUGGCGUGGACUUCGCGCUGACAGUGGCCGGCCGCGCGCUGACCCCCGUGGCCCUGGAGCUGAACGGCGGCCUGUGCCUGGAGGCGUGCAGCGCGCUCGAGGGGCUGUGGGCCGCGCCGGGGUCGGCGGCCGACGCCGCGGCGGCCGCGCCGCUCGUGGAGACCAUGCUCCGGCGCUCCGCCCGCUGCCUCAUGGAGGGCAAGCAGCUGCUGGUGGUCGGCGCGGGCGGCGUCAGCAAGAAGUUCGUGUGGGACGCGGCGCGCGACUAUGGGCUCAAGCUGCACCUGGUGGAGUCAGACCCCAACCACUUCGCAUCCCAGCUGGUGCAGACCUUCAUCCACUUUGACUUGACGGAGCACCAGAGGGAUGAGGAGAACGCACGGCUGUUGGCGGAGCUGGUGCGGGCGCGCGGCCUGCAGCUGGAUGGCUGUUUCUCCUACUGGGAUGACUGCCUGGUGCUCACAGCCCUGCUCUGCCAGGAGCUGGGUCUGCCCUGCAACCCCCCGGCUGCCAUGCGCCUGGCCAAGCAGAAGAGCUGCACCCAGCUGCACCUGUUGCAUUGCCAUGGCCCACCCUGGCCUGCACCCUCCCUUCAUGCCGUGCCCUGCUGUCCGCUGGAGAGCGAGGCUGAUGUGGCGAGGGCUGUCCACCAGGUUCCCCUGCCAGGUGUCAUGAAGCUGGAGUUCGGGGCAGGUGCAGUGGGAGUGCGGCUGGUGGAGGAUGCGCCGCAGUGCCAUGAACACUUUUCCAGGAUCGCCCGAGACUUGCAGGGUGAGGCCGAUCACCCGGGCAUUGGGCUGGGCUGGGGCAAUGCCAUGCUGCUGAUGGAGUUUGUGGAGGGCACCGAGCACGAUGUGGACCUGGUGUUGUUUGGUGGGCGGCUGCUGGCUGCUUUUGUCUCUGACAACGGCCCCACAAGGCUGCCUGGCUUCACUGAGACGGCCGCCUGCAUGCCCACCGGGCUGGCACCGGAGCAGGAGGCACAGAUGGUGCAGGCAGCCUUCCGCUGUUGCCUGGGCUGUGGGCUGCUUGAUGGGGUCUUCAAUGUGGAGCUCAAACUGACUGGGGCUGGGCCUCGGCUCAUCGAGAUCAACCCCCGCAUGGGCGGUUUCUAUCUGCGCGACUGGAUCUUGGAGCUCUAUGGUGUGGACCUGCUGCUAGCUGCUGCUAUGGUGGCCUGUGGCCUGCGGCCUGCCCUGCCCACCCACCCACGUGCCCGUGGCCACCUGGUAGGUGUCAUGUGCCUCGUAUCCCAGCACCUGCAGGCCCUGAGUUCCACUGCCAGCCGCGAGACCCUUCAGGCCCUGCACGACCGGGGCCUGCUGCGCCUCAACCUGCUGGAAGAGGCCCUCGUGCCUGGAGAGUAUGAGGAGCCCUACUGCAGCGUGGCCUGUGCUGGGCCCAGCCCCACUGAGGCCCGCCUCCGCCUGCUGGGCCUCUGCCAGGGCCUGGGCAUCGAUGGGCCCAACUACCCCGUUGCCCACUUCCUAUCUCACUUCAAAUAGCGCUGGGGCCAGGAGGCAGGGGUGAGGUGCUGGGGGAGGGCUGUGGUGCCCUCUGCUUCCUGGUGCUCUCCCUGCCUCUCUCCCCAUUGCCCUGUCCCGGCCCCAGUCUGGCCCACUCUGAUGCCUCAGAUCUGUUCCAGAGUGGCAGUGCCAUUUAGGCACCAAGGCCUCCUGGACUCAAAGGCCACAAAAGCAAGUAUCUGGGGGCUGCUGGGGCCUCUAGCCCUCCCAAAAGUCCCAGUCCAGCCCACAGCUUCCCCAGGACUCUAGCCUUGGAGAAAUGACAGCAGCUGUAUACACACUUCCACCACCACCUCCCCAAGUGGAAGUGGGCCCAAACCCAGCCACUCUGCCCACCUCUCCAGGUCCGUUUCUCUUCCUGCCACCUAGCAGAGGAGAGAACCUGGUUGGGCCCCUGGCCUUGGACAAAUCCCAGGAAAACCUGAGACUAAAGCCCCUGUCUUUCUUUUACCCAAAUUCCAGGAUAGUUCUAGAGCCUGCUGAAAACUUUCAGCAGUGUCCCACCUGCCUCAUUUGGCCUAAGCAGUAGAAGCAGGUGACCUUCAGUCAGCAGUAAUCAUUUCCCCUCACACCUCCAGUCAGACGCUGUUGCCCCUAUUCUACAGAUGAGAGGAAACAGGCUCAGAGAGGAACAGUGACUGCCCCAAGGUCAUACCACAGUAGAUGGAUGGUCGUGGGACAUGAUGCAAAGUCCAGGUUUCUGUUUUGAUUAAGUCUUAUAUGCCCACUCAGCUUCUAGGCCACCCUCAUCUCCUUACCUUCAUUCAUAAGUGGCCCUGAGAUGUGUGAAUACCUCUCUCCCACGCACCAUGCACCUUUUCCACCCAGCUUUGGUCCUUUCGUCUCUGGCACACUAACUAGCAUUGGCAGAGGAGAGUCUACACUCCCUAAUUCAGGGAAGGCUGCUUCAAGAACCCUGCCUCUGAGCACACAGGAGCUAUGGACAGCUCCCCAAGCAUUUCUCCCCAAAUAAAGGCUUAUGGACUAGUGAA
Lemur catta (Ring-tailed lemur) is the source of this 5086-nucleotide messenger RNA. It is a transcript of the gene CARNS1, whose product is annotated as carnosine synthase 1. Lineage: Eukaryota; Metazoa; Chordata; Mammalia; Primates; Lemuridae. Gene Ontology annotation, molecular function: ATP binding; carnosine synthase activity; ATP hydrolysis activity. Bases 1596 to 4073 code for a protein of 825 amino acids. Gene Ontology annotation, biological process: carnosine biosynthetic process. The record is from RefSeq and is a predicted model, not a curated record. The transcript is spliced from 10 exons.